This is a messenger RNA of Lachancea dasiensis, 366 nucleotides long. NCBI's taxonomy places the organism in Eukaryota, Fungi, Ascomycota, Saccharomycetes, Saccharomycetales, Saccharomycetaceae. The record is from the annotation of a GenBank genome assembly.
AUGACAUUAGAAAAGGAUAUCAUUGCCAAACAAAAAGAGCUUGAUGCUUUGAAGAAAAUUAACUCUCUCACAGAAGCAAUGCGCUCUCAGCUGGAUGGACUAGCUAAGGAGGUUGUGGGAAUGCACGAAAACGCAGAAAGCGUCGCCCAAGUAAUGCGGAAUUGGGACUCGAUUAUAAGAUCUAUCUCACAAGCAAGUUUAAGUCUACUUCAAUACUCAGAAGGCGACUAUGAAGUUGGUGUAUGGGGACAAAAUUCAAAUGAUUCUAAUGAGUCUCACUCGGCCGAAGAUGAGGCGAAACAACCCCCCUUACCCGAAACGCUUGUAAGAGUGAAAGUAGACGACGAUCAAGAGGACAAGGGAUGA